Messenger RNA from Durusdinium trenchii, 603 nucleotides. NCBI's taxonomy places the organism in Eukaryota, Dinophyceae, Suessiales, Symbiodiniaceae. The record is from the annotation of a GenBank genome assembly.
GUUUGCUUCUGGUGGCGCUCCUCUCUCGGGGCCGCCAUGGGCUUCGCCGUGGCGGGGCAUCGCCUGAGCUGUUAGAGCUCGUGGAGGGCUGCUUCCUACAGGGCGUCUUCUACGCGGAGCCUCACAUGAUGCCGGGCACCGAGCGCAGUAAGAUGCUCAGCGCCGUUGAGUGCCAACGGCGCUGUGCCAAUGUCGAGGGUUGCCGACAUUUCACCUACUGGCCCGAUGGUGGAUGUCUCCUGACAGAUGCCACGUCAAAGCCCCACGCAGCACCCUAUGAGUUCUCAGAGACCAUCGUGGGACCUCCCAGCUGUCAUCCUGCGCUGCAGGUGGCCAAGCUGCCGGCAGACACCGCAGCCCAGCAGAGCGUUCCGGCCGCCGUGGUUCCCGGUUUGAACGGCACCCGCUGCGAGAACUACCCCGCCUGCAGGGCCGUGGGUCUGGAAGGCCAUUGCUGCCCCAACCGGGAGCAGAUCUCUUUGGGCUGUUGUGAGGGCUUCCCCUUGACGAAGCCCAUCUCGGUGUGACCUCGGGUGCCACAGCGUAGCAGUUAUGGCCGUCCUGUUGGGCAGUGUGAAUCUGUUUUUGUUGUUUUAAUUGUUU